Trichophyton benhamiae CBS 112371 is the source of this 579-nucleotide messenger RNA. RefSeq lists its product as uncharacterized. Lineage: Eukaryota; Fungi; Ascomycota; Eurotiomycetes; Onygenales; Arthrodermataceae. Gene Ontology annotation, biological process: glycerol-3-phosphate metabolic process. The record is from RefSeq and is a predicted model, not a curated record. Gene Ontology annotation, cellular component: mitochondrion; glycerol-3-phosphate dehydrogenase (FAD) complex. The coding region runs from base 1 to 579 and encodes 192 amino acids. Gene Ontology annotation, molecular function: glycerol-3-phosphate dehydrogenase (quinone) activity. The transcript has a single exon.
AUGUCAUUCAACCAGAGACGCCGAGUUCUGAAACCUCUUCUCUAUACAGCGGGAGCUGUGGUUGGCGGUGGAGGACUUCUCUACAUCUCAUAUCGACCGCGCAACCUCCCUGGUUCCGAUCCUGCCGCCGUCCCUCCGCCGACUACUCUCGGUGGAAAGCUUCAGCCGCCUCAGUUUCCCCCCAUUAAGUCGCGCGAUGAGCAGAUCAACGACUUGAGAAGGCACUCUGCUACAGCGCUGCCCAUAAAAGCCUUACAGGGUGUGGUUGAGUCAGCGCAGGGACAACCGCAGAGUUCAGCCGAGAGCUCCGAGAGCUCGAGAGCCGGAAAGGAAGACGACAAUGUGUAUGAUAUUCUGGUGAUCGGUGGAGGGGCUACUGGGUCUGGAAUUGCUCUCGAUGCUGCAACACGAGGCCUGCGUGUUGCUCUGGUCGAGCGCGAUGACUUCAGCGCUGGGACAAGUAGCAAGAGUACAAAGCUGGUUCACGGAGGCGUCCGCUACUUGGAGAAGGCGGUUUGGGAGAUGGACUACAACCAGUAUGUUCUCACCCGCCUUGUUAUCAUCCCCUUCCCUGGCUGA